AUUACAACGACGAAGAGAAAAAGUUAAGAAAAUGUCAAUGAAAAAGUAAAUGUAUAAAAAUAUCCAAAUGGCGGCAGGGUUAAAAAAUCUUCUAGCGCCAAAUUUUUAUUCUUAAUUCGUAAAAUUUUAAUAUUUAUCGUCAUUAAAACGUGUUAAAACUUAAAGAAACAUAAAAUAUAAACUUUUAAGUGUGAAAUUAUAUAAAAAUAUUGUAAAAAUAGACCAUGGAAACUCCCGAAAAUACACCGAAAAAAUCUAGUAGGGCCGCGAAUAGUAAUGUUGGAACGCCCGCCCAACCCACUGAACGAGAAAAACAUGUUCCCACUACGCCUCAAACUCCGAGUCGUGUUGUGGGCUCACUGGUCCUAUUGACGCAAAAAUUUGUGGACCUUAUGAUUAAAAAUGGUGGAGAAAUUGAUCUCAGAGAUGCUGCCGAAAUUUUGGAUGUACAAAAGCGUCGCAUAUAUGAUAUUACUAAUGUUUUGGAAGGCAUUGGUCUAAUUGAAAAGACUCGCUACAGCAGUGUGGUCAGAUGGAGAGGUGGCAUUGAUGGCCGGGAAGAUGAAGCUUAUCGCUCUUUGCAAGAUCACAGCUGUAAGUUAGUGGCUCUGGAAGCUGAAAUUGAUUUACAAUUAGACUAUGCCAAACGUAAUUUGAAGUAUGUUAAAGAGGAUGAAACGAAUCGUUCAUUUGCCUACGUUACCCGCGAUGAUUUGCUUGCCGUUUUUGGUGAAGAUUGUGUUUUCACAAUACCCAAACACUACGAAGAUGAGAAAAUUGUUAAACGAAAGAACUCACUACACAUCUCCCUCGAUAAUGGUAGCACCAUUGACGUACGACUGGUCACCGAUCAGGGACGCUGUUGUACAACAAAACCCGAAUCAGAAUCAAUACGACACUUUUCACGCCUCGAAACACCAUCGCCAACACUUUCCUCAUCCUCAACACAUUCGAACACAGCGGGUACGUUAACACAAACCACCACCAAAGCAAAUCUAGUCAACGAUGAACACACAUACUUUUGUAAUCCAGAAGUAAAAGAGGAAAUGGAGGCAUUAGAGAACAAAUUAACGGCACGUGUAAUAUUGCAAAAAUGUACGACGGGACAUUCUUUGAGGAGAUUUUAUCCCGAUGAUCCGAAUAUGGAAAAUCCCCCCUUGUUACCUUUAAAUCCUCCGCAAAAUGAUUAUAACUUUGUUUUAAGUCCCGAUGAGGGCAUAUGUGAUUUGUAUGAUAUACAACCCAGUCAAGUAAAAUACGAACAAAAUAUAUGAUGACAACAAGUGCUAGCAAGAUAUUCAGAUCUAUAAUAUUUAUCUCUUUUUCAAAACUCUUCUUUUUUAAACUAAACUAAACACAACAUAAUCAUGAUCUUAAACAAAAAAUUAUUAAAAAAAACAAAAAAAAAAUACCUAGUGCAAAUAUUUUAAUUAAUAAGUCUUAAAUAAAAUCUAGAUUAAUACUUAAUCUUAACAAGUAUCAAGUAGAAAUUUAAAGAGAUCUGACUAUAUUUGCUUUGAUUGUAUGUAUAUUUAAACGAACAUAAUAAUUAGUCUGUCUGCCUUAUUAUUUUAUUACAUAGUUAAUUUUUUAUUUUUAUUUUAUUUCAUUUAAUUUGUUCUAUUCAUAUUGAUCUUAUUGCGACUUCCCCUCCUGACUGCUUUUUUGCUUUGGCUAUUUUGUAAUUUUUUCAAAAGACUGGAAAUUAUUUUCCAUUUUAUUUCAUUUCAAAAUUAAUUUUAUGUUUGCUUAAACAAAUUAUGCAUAAGUUUAAGGAUUAAGUUGUAUUAAAUUAAAACAAUUAAAUUAUAUAAUAAUUGACUAAGGACUUUAACAAAUAAAAUCUCUUGACUAUUUAUCAAUUAAA
Messenger RNA from Calliphora vicina (urban bluebottle blowfly), 1867 nucleotides. It is a transcript of the gene E2f2, whose product is annotated as E2F transcription factor 2. NCBI's taxonomy places the organism in Eukaryota, Metazoa, Arthropoda, Insecta, Diptera, Calliphoridae. Gene Ontology annotation, biological process: regulation of transcription by RNA polymerase II. Gene Ontology annotation, cellular component: RNA polymerase II transcription regulator complex. Bases 225 to 1274 code for a protein of 349 amino acids. The transcript is spliced from 5 exons. The record is from RefSeq and is a predicted model, not a curated record. Gene Ontology annotation, molecular function: DNA-binding transcription factor activity, RNA polymerase II-specific; RNA polymerase II cis-regulatory region sequence-specific DNA binding.